AUGUUGAAUUCAACAAUAUCAACAACAAUUGUAGCUAUAUCAAUCAAUAUUAUAUCAGCUAUUAUUGUUCUAUUUGCAUUUAUUAUAAGUUUAAUUCUUGUCUUUCUUAUUAUCUAUCGAUUAGUAACUAUGUAUAUAGGACAAAGUGAACGUAUUUCAUUGUAUUUAACAUUGAAUACAUUAUGUGCAUUUAUAUCAAUGUUUAUCGUGUUAUUUAUACAUGUUAAUCUAUCAACGAUAUGUCAUGAUUUUAAUAUGAAUUUAUUUCGAUGGAAAUUCGAUUCAAUAGAAUGUCGUCUUUGUGGUUUUAUAUUCUUUUCUGUUAUUUGUAGUGUCUUUUGGAGUUAUUCUUUACAAGUAUUUUUUCGUUUUAUACGUGUCGUUUAUCCGAUGAAUUCAUGGAUUAAUCAUAUUAAAAUUUAUCUUUUUCUAUUCAUUCCAAUUCAAUGGUUAAUCGCAUUUGCUAUUGUUAUGCCUCUAUUGACUCGUCUAAAUGGUAUUCAUCUUUUACUUCCAAAUGAAAUGUAUUGUGGUGUACAAUUUGAAAAAUUUUCAGCAGUUGUAUAUGCUUCUGUUGCAGAAGUUUGGAUACCGAUUAUAAUUAUUUCUGCAUGUUAUGUUAAAAUUGUUCGAACAAUACGACAGCGUUCAUCUAAGCAAUUACCAUUUUUACGUAAUAGACGAGAUGUAAAAAAUUUGAACACUACUACAGUCACUGCAUCAUCAUCGUCUGAAACAACAACAACAACAUCGACAUCUUCUCAGACAACUUCAACAUCAACCUUAACAACAACAACUACAACUCAACAAUCAGUAUGGUCUUAUACUGGUAAAAUGAACAAUGCACGACAGGCACAUACAACAUCUGUACUAAAAAAUGAUCGAGUGUUAGCUGUUGGUGGAAUUAGUUAUGAUGGCUUUCUCAAUAGUUCUGAAAUCUAUAAUCCUUCAACGGAGACUUGGACAAUGACUGGUCCUAUGAAUGAUAGACGAUGCGAUCAUACAGCAUCGAUAUUGUUAAAUGGAAAAGUUUUAGUUACUGGUGGACGUAAUAAUUUAAGUGAUGCUUUAGAUAGUGCUGAAUUGUUUGAUCCAUCAACAGAAAUGUGGAUAUUGACGGGUAGUAUGAAUUAUCCACGACAAAAACACCGAGCAUCAUUAUUACCAGAUGGAAAAGUGUUAAUUAUGGGCGGAAUGAAUGCCAAUAGUAGUCUCAAUAGUACUGAAUUAUAUGAUCCGUCAACAGGAAUAUGGACAGUGAUUAGUAGUAUGCAGGACAGACGAUCAUCGCAUGCUGUAUCCGUAUUUCCAAAUGGAGAAGUCUUUGUUUUUGGUGGAUAUAAUGAUAGUGCUUACAUAACUAAUGCUGAAAUUUAUCUUCAAGGAGCAGAAUGGAGAAUUACUAAUAGUAUGACUUAUGCACGAAUUCGUCCAACAGCAUCUUUGUUAAGGAAUGGAGAAUUUCUAGUUGUUGGCACCAGUGUAGAUAGUGGUGACUCAAGUGGUGCUGAAUUGUAUACUCCCUGGACAAGGACCUGGUCAAUGACUACUAGAAUGAAACGAAUACGAUCCGACCACACAUCAUCUCUAUUAAUAAAUGGAAAACUUUUGGUGACUGGUGGAUUAGCAAGUGGUAUCGGUUCUCUAGAUAGCACUGAAAUGUUUGAUGUAUCGACUGGAAUCUGGACAAAUGUUGGUAGUAUGAAUGAUGGACGAUACGAUCAUACAGCAUCAGUAUUAACAAAUGGAAAAGUACUAGUUAUCGGCGGAUUUAAUAAUAAUAUUGGUAUUCUAGAUACUGUUGAAGUAUAUGAUUCAGUUAUAGGAAGUUGGAAACCAACUGGUAGUAUGAAUGAUGGACGACUGUUACCUACAGGAGUGCUGCUACGAAAUGGGAAAGUUUUAGUUUCCGGCGGAUUUAAUAAUGAAGUUUCUCUAGCCAGUACUGAGCUAUAUGAUCCAUCAACAGGACUUUGGACAACUACUGGUAGUAUGAAUUAUGGACGAGGUGAUCACACAGUAUCCGUAUUACCAAAUGGAAAAGUAUUAAUCACCGGCGGACAGGACAACGGUAGCAGACCUCUAAAUAGUUGUGAGUUGUAUGAUCCAUCAACAGGACUUUGGACAAUGACUGGCAAAAUGACAUAUGCACGAUUUCAGCACACAGGAUCCGUAUUGGCAAACGGUACUGUAUUAGUGACUGGUGGCUUCAGUGAUCAUACGAUCCUGAAUAGUACUGAAUUGUAUGAUCCAUUAACGGGAAAUUGGACAAUUAGUAGAAGCAUGAAAAGGGAACGAAAUCGUCAUACAGCAUCAAUCUUACCGAAUGGCAAAAUACUAGUUCUUGGUGGUCCAUAUUCCAAUGAUGUUGAGCUCUAUAAUCCAUCAACGGAUACCUGGACAUUGACUGAGCCUAUGCAUGUUUGGCGGGAAUUUCAUACAGCAUCGGUAUUAACAAAUGGAAAAGUAUUGGUUGCUGGUGGAUUUAAGAGUGACACGUUUAUAAACACCACUGAAUUAUAUGAUCCAUCAACAGAAACAUGGAAAACUACUAGUGAUUUGUUGACUGCACGGUAUGAUCACAGCGCAGUGAUGUUGACAAAUGGAAAAGUAAUGAUUGCUGGUGGAGACGGUCAGAAUAGAUACCUAAGUAGUGUUGAAUUGUAUGAUCCAUUAGCUGAAACUUGGACAAGUAUUGAUAGCAUGAAUGGUGAACGAUGGAAAUUUGCUCUAACUGCAUUAACAAAUGGAACCAUAUUAGCUUUUGGUGGCUACGAUUUUAGUGGUAGUCUCAAAAGUGCUGAAUUAUAUGUGCCAUUAUCAGAAAUAAAUACAAAUACCUUUAUUUCUAGUAAACAUAAUGAUCAUUCAAAAACUUCGAAUAGUUCCAAUUGA
Messenger RNA from Adineta steineri, 2895 nucleotides. The record is from the annotation of a GenBank genome assembly. Lineage: Eukaryota; Metazoa; Rotifera; Eurotatoria; Adinetida; Adinetidae.